UUUAAUAAUGAAGGGAAAAAAAACAAAAAAGGAUUAAAAUGACACUGUUCUAUUCGAUUCAAUUUCCCCGCAAACAAACAGUGUUCUUUCGAAAAGAGUGUUCUACAAAAUCUUCAAUCUCACUUAACAUGUUCUACAAAAUCUGGUGAUUUUGGGCAGUAAUCUUCGAUCAUAAUCUUCAAUGGAACAUUGAAAGGACCAGUUCUCCCUACCAAUUCAUCGUUUUAGGGAUUGGACGUUUCUCGCCUUCGAAUUCAGUUUUUCAAGCCUUCGAAUUGACGUUUCUCGCAGAUUUUCUUAGCAAUUUCCUAAUUCGAUCGCAUCUUCAGUUAUUUUUUGGGAAUUACAUGGAUAAUGAUAGAAGUUGGAUGCACAUCCAAGGGUUUAAUGGAAGGAAACAAGGAGAUUACAAGAAAGGUGUUAAAGAGUUUUUGGACUUUGCAUUUAGGGACACCGCUCCUAAUUCUGGGGUAAAGUUAAGGUGUCCUUGCUUGAAUUGUCGAAAUUAUUUUGAUCAAGAUCGAGAUACUAUGCGGGCUCAUCUUUUUCGAGUCGGAAUAGAUCCUGAUUACAAUCCAUGGAUUUUUCAUGGAGAGGAACAAUCCUUUGAAGUCACGGAUGAAGAGAUGUCCGAAGAGGAAGGUGAUGACUUUGAGGAUGAAGAUCCCCUUGUGUCUGAUGACUUAGCUUCUUUGGUGCGUGAGGCCACAAAUGUAGUUGUAGAACCUCAAGUUUCAGAUGAUAGGGAUAGGGGUGAUGAUGAACUCCCUGACAAGUUUCACAAAUUGAUGAAAGAUGCACAAGAAGAGCUUUAUCCAGGGUGUAAGACAUUCUCAAGAUUAGAGUUCAUUGUAACUCUUUUGCAACUUAAGGUGAGUGGUCGUUGGAGUGAUAAGUCAUUUAAUGGGUUGCUUAAUGCAUUGCACAAGGCCUUUAAUUAUGAUGUGAGCUUCCCUAAGAGUUCAUAUGAAGCAAAAAAGUACACAAAAGAUCUUGGAUUGAACUAUGUGAAGAUUCAUGCUUGUGUGAACCAUUGUAUUCUUUAUAGAAAAGACUAUGCUAACAUUGAUGCAUGUCCUAUUUGUGGGGAGUCUCGAUGGAAAGCAAGUCACAACAAUUGCCAUGCUGUCUUGCCUUUCUGUGUUAGUCAUGUUUAUUAUGUUGCUCACUGCUCACUCAAGACAACAGGAAUAGAUUGGCAUCAAAUGACUUACAUCAAAUAUGCUGGCCACAUUUUCUUUGACUGUAGACCAUUAUUUUAGGCUUAAACUUACUCAUUAGACAUUGCUAUUCUUUGUUCUCUAAUCGCCAGUUGCUCACUUGACAUUAUUUUGAUUGGUGUAUAAAUAUCUAUAGCCACAGUAAAGAAUACAGUAGACAGAAAUGUAAACUUUGGAACAAGUAAAGGUCUAGUCAAUCCAAGGUUCCAAGCAAUUUCUAUGCUACUGUAGAUUGGUUUUUCUUUCUUUGGUUCCUCACAAGAAAAGUUCAGAGGGAACAGAAAAGAAAAUGGCAUUCCUUGUUUUGAAAAGAAAAGUUCAGAGGCUGCAGUUGUUUCUUUGACAGUUGCAGAUUCUUAUAAACAAAAAUAUGACUAAUAUAAAUGACUUGUUCUGUAAUGUUUCUUUGAUGGAUUACCGAAGGCAUAAAGAUGGUAGUUUUGAUGAAGAGGGUGAAGCAAAGUUCCACGAAUUUAAAACGUUACACGAGAAAGAAAUUCAAGAGAAUGGCAUUGAUAAUCUUUCCAUAGACGAGGCUUACAUGAAGGUGCUUGGCCAUUGUUCGGGGUAUGCCCGGGGCCUUGGUAAAGGACAUCCGGUGGUGGACAAGGGUGGGAAGAAAGGCAAAGCAGAAUUGGAGGCUGAGAUUCAACAACUAAGAGGUAAUAACAAUGCAAUGCAAGCUGAAUUAGAUUUCCUAAAAGCUGAAAGUCAGAGAAAGGAAAAGGAGGCUAAAGAAAGAGAGGAAAGACUGGAAAAGAAGAUUGAGGUCAUUAUGACUUCACUUGGGCUUUGAUCAGACUUUGUGAGUUGCUCCAGUAGCUACUUCUCCAUCUUUCGUUAUCAUUCUCUCUGUUCGUGUACAUGAUCGAUCCAUGAUUAUGUGAAAUGCAGGAAGAUAAGUGGUUUAUCAAAUAGCAGCUCUUCUUUGGAUUUCUUAACUGGUCUUACAUCCUUACAGAACUUAUCAUCACUCCUUUGUGUUAUGAUAUGUGUUUGUCAGGAUCAGUUGAAGUUGCUACAGUUUUAUAGAGCAGCUGAAGAGAUCUUGUGACCGAGUUCCUGAGGCUCUCAUUUUUUGGCGACUUGUCAGCAUGGUGCUCUUGCUAUGAAGAAAUGUUAGUGGACUCUUCCUGACUAUCUCAGUCUCAGGUGCAGAAAAUGUGAUUCGUCUAGAAUUUUCUGGUUUUAUGUGGUAUCUGAUUUGUACAUUGAACAUUUUAGUUGAGAGUGUAAAGAUUUAGCCGCUGCAAAGCUUAGUUGGUGCAGAAAAUGUCAAAUAGUGAUUUGGUAGUGUAGAUACAUCAGACUGUGUUCUUAUUAUUGAGACGUACAUGUGGUAUUUCAGAAAUUGCAAGGUGUAUUACGUGA
Molecule: messenger RNA, 2591 nt
Organism: Beta vulgaris subsp. vulgaris (sugar beet)
Lineage: Eukaryota; Viridiplantae; Streptophyta; Magnoliopsida; Caryophyllales; Amaranthaceae
Exons: 4
Coding region: 348-1262 (304 amino acids)
Source: RefSeq, a predicted model, not a curated record